Messenger RNA from Ostreococcus lucimarinus CCE9901, 1665 nucleotides. RefSeq lists its product with no specific name. The record is from RefSeq and is a predicted model, not a curated record. Gene Ontology annotation, biological process: regulation of mitochondrial mRNA stability; mitochondrial RNA processing. Lineage: Eukaryota; Viridiplantae; Chlorophyta; Mamiellophyceae; Mamiellales; Bathycoccaceae. The transcript has a single exon. Gene Ontology annotation, cellular component: mitochondrial matrix; ribonucleoprotein granule. The coding region runs from base 1 to 1665 and encodes 554 amino acids. Gene Ontology annotation, molecular function: RNA binding.
AUGGAAAAGGCUCGUGCGACGGCGAACAAGCGGGCGGCUGAAUUUCGGAAAGAACGCGGCGCACAGCCCGGGGCGAACCAGACGGCUCGAAGGUACACGCGCGCUGGGAGGGAUGAAGACCGCGCGCGCACGGCGGCGAUUCGUGGAUACGAAAUGGACGAAGAGGGAAAUUAUAUUAAGCCGGAACCUAGCGUAGAGGAGCUUCUCCGCGGCACGGCGUGGGAGAUGGAUCCGAGGCAAGACGCGACGCAGUUUUCCAUGACCAAGGAGGAGUGGAAAGCCGUCAAGGCGCAAGCGCGCACGGCAACGUAUCCGCACGAUGCGGUGCACAUUUUUGAGAACGCUGGUUUGAGACGUAUUUCACCGGAAAUGGCGGCAUCGAUGCUGAAGCUCAUCGCUCAGAAGGCGCAGCACAGUAGGUGCGACCGAGAGGAGCUCGCCGGGUUGCGACGAGAUCCGCGAGUAGCGCACAUGAUUGGAACGUGCGUCGCCGCCGCGCGCGCAAAGAGCGAUACGCUUCCCGCGGAAGAAGUCGCCAAGUGCUGCUGGGCGCUCGGUGUCAUUGCCGGUGAGCGGGCGAACAGCGCCGAGCUCGAAGUAUUGGCCAAUCGUGCGUCGGAGUUGAUGAAGAAACUGUCUCCGGAUGAGAUCGCCGAUAUUUCCUGGUCGCUCGCCAUUUCUCGGCAUUCAUCUGAGCGCUUCUUCCACGAACUCGACGUUCACGCCGCCAUGACAGGCUUCAAGGGCUUCCAAGCGUACCAAAUCACGACUGUGGCUUGGGCGUUCGCGCACCUUGGACACUCGCACGCUGGGUUUCUCGAUGGCAUCGAUGUCUGGGUCGCCCGAGCGCCCGCGAGAAACAAAGAUUUGACACCGCAACAAGCCGCAGAAGCUCAGGUUCAUCGCUUCAACGCAACAAUUCUGGCCUCGCUUGCAUGGUCCUUCUGUGUCAUGGAAGACGCGCUCGAUAGUCUAUUCUUUCGCACGCUCUGGGCGGAAAUUAUUACACGAGGGGAGCACGACGCGCAAAUGGUCCACGAAAAAGAAAAUACUGCGGCAUCAAUGGAUGAACAUCACAACACUAACGUCUUUGGUCCAUGGAAGGGGCGUCAGCUCAACCAGUUACAUCAAGCGGCCAUCACCGCCGUUCGCGCCGGCUUCGACCCCUUGCCCACUGAACUUGGUGCUGCUGCCGAUACAGCGUGGAACACGCAGAACCGGCCACCCGUUGUGUCGUGGUUCCAGCGCGAUGUUGGAGCUAUUUUGUCGUACAUGGGUGAAAAGCACGAGGAAGAGGCUCUCGUGAGUGGGUACAGAUGCGAUUUACUACUCCCGGACGCAAAGCCUACUGGAGUAGUAAUUGAAGUCGACGGUCCGUCGCACUUUGCGCGUAACGAUCGUAAAUUAGCGCUCGGACAAACUCGCUUGAAACAGCGGCAGCUCGAAGGUGAAGGUUUCGCCGUGUUCCCGAUUCCCAUUUUCGAAUGGGACUAUUUGGAAGAUGCACAACAAAAGAGCGAUUACUUGCGAGCGGGCUUGGAUGCCAUUGAACGUGGCGAGCGUCCGCAACGUCUCGAACGAGACGUCGAUCUCGAGGGCGAAGGCGCAGGUGGUGACGCGUGGAACCGCAGACCCAUGUCUACCAUGGGCGAUUUUGGAGCUUGA